Molecule: messenger RNA, 1611 nt
Organism: Fusarium redolens
Lineage: Eukaryota; Fungi; Ascomycota; Sordariomycetes; Hypocreales; Nectriaceae
Exons: 3
Coding region: 149-1477 (442 amino acids)
Biological process (GO): regulation of DNA-templated transcription
Molecular function (GO): zinc ion binding; DNA-binding transcription factor activity, RNA polymerase II-specific
Source: RefSeq, a predicted model, not a curated record
UCCCUCCACUUCGACUUGGUCUUGGAUUAUUUCCACCGCCAAAUGCCCAGUCGCAGAAACGUCCCUCAGCUCAUUCACCUGCACGCAUUUGGUAUCAUCGUCGCUGACCGCAUCUGCCCGUCUGCGGCCCUUUGCGCCUCAACAUAGCAUGGCCGACGACAGCUACCGAAAAGAGUAUCCCCAGCAGAGCCGCCCAGAAGACACUCACUCCCGACCCCAGUCACACUAUCCUCCUCCGCCGGAUACCGCGCAGCGGCCUUCCGACGCUCCUCCGUCCAGCAUGGCUACUUCAGUUACUUUGCCCUCUAUCCACGACUCUCGCGGCUACGGCCCGCCGCCUGCAGCUCCGGGACGUGGCUAUCCUGCCGACCCGCGAUACGCAUCUCCCAAUACCGUCAAUGGUUACCCUCCUCCCGGCCAUCAGCCUCCGCCCGGUCAACCUCAACAGUACCUCCCGCCUUUGCAGCCGCAAUCUGACCCCCGAUCUUCGGCCUAUCCUCCUCCUCCGCCGGACCAACGAGGUGGCUAUUACGAUGACCGCCGUCCACCAUACGGGCAAGAGCCGUAUGGCACGGAUCCCUACUAUGCCUACUACCGUGGACAACCUCCUCCUCCAGGACCCCCACCGCCAAAUGGCCACCCAGGCUACCGUCACAUCCCCGCUGGUGUCUAUGAAUACCCCCCAGUCGGACAUGGCAAUGCGCCUCCUUUGACACAGGCAGCCCCACGACAACGAACUUCAAUUGCUUGUAGAUAUUGCCGGAAGAGAAAGAUCCGCUGCAGCGGCUACCAGAGCGCCCCUGGUGGCAAGUGCCAGAAUUGCGCCCGUAUGAACCAAGAAUGUAUCUUUCAACCCGUAUCUUCUUCAAGCUCGACAGCUUUUAUCCCCGUGUCAGCGCUCCCAGGAGGUGUACCCCCAGGCACUCAACUUUUCGGUGCCUACGGGCAACCACUGGCACCAGGCACAGUCCCGGCACCUCCACCGCCUCAUGCUGCUUAUCAGCAUUCUAGUGCCCCUCCCCCUCCUGGGAACUACUACGCACCUGUCCAGUCACCCACAGAAUCUUUCUCGUCUUAUGGCGAUGCGAGAACUGAUGACGGUAGCCAGCUUGCAGGGCGACGGCGUCGCAGGACGUCAGAAGAACAGGAUGAAGGCUACAGACUGCCUCCGCCACGAAGUGCCGUGGACGAAGACCCGCGCAGAAGGUCUCCAGCAGAAUUUUCAAACCACAGCAGCCCAGGUGGGGUGGGGUACCCUCCGUAUCAAGGUGCAAGACAGAGCCCACGAAACCCAACGAGCGGCAGUUUGCCUCAAGCUGCAACAACUGGUAGUUAUGCAGCUUCUGCACCCGGCGGUCGUUCCCCGACCGGCCAAAAUGGAUCAAGUGAUAAAAGCGAUAUCGACAAGACUAUGAUUGACAGGCUCAACCGACCUGCACCUGGUCAACCUGGCGCACGACGAGAUGUCAGCCGCUGAGGGGAUUGCAGGUGAGAGUUGACGCUGCCGGACACGUCAACGGAGAGGGUCGGAAUUAUAUAUGACAACGCUUGCCGAAGAGUCUGUUGGUUUCCGCUGGAAGGCUACCGACAAGUUGAUGACGAAUGCAUUGU